AUGGUCGCUGUCGCACAAUCCUCUUCGUCCAAAGAACCCGCACAUUCGAUCGUGAGUCGAACGUCAAAGGCAUCAGCGGAGGUCGUGGCCAACAUCAUGCAGUCUCUUGACAUCAGUGCUCCACGCAUCAAUGGUCGGGUACUGGUCCAUCCAGCCACCAAGAUAACAGCACAACCGCCGGCGUCAAUACUUUUCAAUCCAUCCAAGUCUCUACUUACUUAUACUUUGUUGUCUGCCACGCUCUGCGCUGUCCAUCGGUCUCAUCAUUUUUCAAUGUCAUCGACUCGAAACAGCAUCAGCCUCCAAGUCCUCAAGCCAGCUACUUGCACAGGCAGUAGCUUGUACGCCAAGGAGAUGGCGUUGCUGGCCAACCACGUGCAAUCAGGAUUGCAAGCUCGAGUUGCUCCCAUCCCCAUCGACGACUGCACGGGUGGUGUCUACUACUUACGAACGAAGAAUCGUCGUUUGACGGGGGUGUUUAAGCCCCAAGACGAAGAAGCCUACGCGCCUAACAACCCCAAGCAAUACCAUAAACCAGAGGCUUCUGGUAUAUCCAGCAUGCGUGAGGGGAUCUCUGCAGGAGACGCCGCUGUUCGAGAGGUCGCAGCGUAUCUACUGGAUCACCAACACUUUGCACGAGUUCCAGUGACGAUGCUGGCUUCGAUUUACCACCCCGACCUCCACUUCAAGGCGUCUACGACCCCACACGGUAAGACUGGUGCGCUACAAGCUUACGUUGCUCACCGAGACACUGCAGACGACGUUGGAUCGAGUCUAUUCAACGUAGCAGAGACUCAUGCCAUCGCCAUCCUGGACAUCCGUCUAGCCAAUCAAGAUCGCCACGGAGGCAACUUGCUGGUGGUAGAGCCUGCUCAAACGGUAACUCAAACGUCCACCUCUGUGGUGACCAAGUCACUAGCGGGCAAGAAGGUCUCGCUCGUUCCAAUUGAUCACGGAGCGUGUCUACCGCGCAUCUCGGCGCUAUCGGAGACCACGUUCCUGUGGCUGCUUUGGCCUCAAUCCAAGCAGCCAUUUUUUCGCUCGGAACGCGAUUAUAUUGCAGCGUUGGACGCACAGCACGAUCUGAAGCUACUGGAAGACAAUCUACCAGCGAAUUAUCAGAUCGAACGUGAGGCUCUACUCACGUUAUUCGUGUGCACUGCAUUAUUGAAGUUCUGCGCACUUGACCGUCACAUGACCGCGUACGAUAUCGGAAUGCUCAUGUGUCGUCAAGGCCCAGCAGCUCAACAAGACAUGAAGCCAAGUGUUCUAGAGACACUAGUAGCUUCGUGUCGCCGCGAUCCAGCAGUGCUUAAGAGUGAGGUGUUGCUGAAGCCCGUGCAGAAGAUGGCUACUUCUUCCGACAAGAAAACAAGCCAAGAUAAAGCGUGGACGAGCUAUGUAGCCAUCUUCAUGGCUACAUUUCGCCGUGAGUUGGUGGCACACCUUGCGAUUGCCAAAUAA
Molecule: messenger RNA, 1464 nt
Organism: Phytophthora infestans T30-4
Lineage: Eukaryota; Oomycota; Peronosporomycetes; Peronosporales; Peronosporaceae
Product: phosphatidylinositol kinase (PIK-E3)
Exons: 2
Coding region: 1-1464 (487 amino acids)
Source: RefSeq, a predicted model, not a curated record